AAUUCAGUUUUGGGAUUGGUAAAAUUGGGGUAAGGAACGAUCCAGGAACCUUAAACCGACGAAUACAGAGGCAUUGGAGUGAAAUUGGGGUUGACUGAAGUGGGCCAAUUUAGAUGGCCAGACCAAUGUCGCCGCUUGAUUCUGAAAUUAAGAUCCACUGGAUGAGAUUUAGUGACCCAAAAACCUUCCGAUUGUACAGAGUGGGGGAAGAGAGAGAGAGAGAGAGAGAGCCAUGUGGGAAAAAGAGUUGGAAAGUUGAGUUGUUUUGGCUGUGGUUUUCGUUCUUAUCGUAAGGGAGUGGCAAUCGCCGUACAGCAGUUAGCGACCCACCACACCAAGUACUGCAUCAAUUCAUAUUCCGGAUCCGAUCUCUUCAUUACAAUUCGGGCACUAUUUCUCUUUUUUCGCUUCGCUGUUGUGUGUUUGCUUGGCUUCUCCUGAAUCUAGAGAUCCCUUCACAAUACCAUUUCUGGGUGGGGCAUACUCUGCUAAAUUACCCAUUUGGGUGAAUUCCCACAUCGAGAAAUCACUCUCUAUUUGAAGGAUUUCUUGCUUUCGAGAGCACUCAGUUGGGGUAUUGGCCUUUAGGGAUCUGGGUUUUCUUUGAUUGGCGAUGGGGAGUGCUGAGGAGAAGGUUGUUGCUGUGAUCAUGGUCGGCGGUCCUACUAAAGGGACUAGAUUUCGACCACUGUCAUUGAAUGUUCCAAAGCCUCUUUUUCCUUUGGCGGGACAACCAAUGGUUCAUCACCCAAUUUCUGCUUGUAAAAGGAUUCCAAACCUGGCUCAGAUCUAUCUUAUUGGUUUCUAUGAAGAGCGUGAAUUUGCAUUAUAUUUAUCAUCCAUUUCUAAUGAACUGAAAGUCCCUAUUAGAUAUCUGAAGGAACAGAAGCCUCAUGGUUCAGCUGGUGGACUUUUUCACUUCAGAGAUCUGAUCAUGGAAGACAGUCCGUCGCAUAUCUUCUUGCUGAAUUGUGAUGUUUGCUCGAGUUUCCCACUUCCACAAAUGCUAGAUGCUCACAAAAGCUACGGAGGGAUGGGAACAAUCCUUGUAAUCAGGGUUUCUGCUGAGGAAGCUAGCCAGUUUGGAGAGUUGGUUGCCGAUCCAACCACAAAUGAACUACUUCACUAUGCGGAAAAACCCGAAACUUUUGUGAGUGACCUCAUAAACUGUGGUGUCUACAUAUUUACACCAGAUAUAUUUUCUGCAAUCCAAGGCGUUUCCACGCAGCGGAAAGAGAGAGCGAAUUUAAGACGACUAUCUAGCUUUGAAGCCCUCCAGUCUGCAACAAGGAGCUUGCCUAAAGACUAUGUAAGAUUGGAUCAAGACAUCCUAUCGCCUCUUGCGGGGAAGAAACAGUUAUAUACGUACGAAACAAUGGACUUCUGGGAACAGAUCAAAACGCCUGCAAUGUCCUUGAGAUGCUCUGGCUUGUAUCUCGCCCAAUUCCGGGUCACCUCCCCGAACCUAUUGGCAAGUGGAGACGGCACGAAAAGCGCUAGCAUCACUGGUGAUGUUUAUAUUCAUCCUUCUGCGAAAGUACAUCCAACUGCUAAGAUUGGCCCUAACGUUUCGAUAUCUGCUAAUGCUCGAAUCGGGGCUGGUUCUAGGCUCAUCAGUUGUAUCAUCCUUGAUGAUGUUGAAAUUAAGGAUAAUGCAGUUGUCAUACAUGCAAUUGUUGGAUGGAAAUCUUCCAUUGGCCGAUGGUCUCGUGUCCAAGCUGAUGGAGAUUACAAUGCAAAGCGGGGAAUUACAAUUCUAGGUGAAGCAGUAGCGGUCGAGGACGAAGUAGUGGUGACAAACAGCAUUGUUCUCCCCAACAAGACUCUCAACGUGAGUGUUCAAGAGGAAAUAAUUCUAUGAAAAAGAACUCUCUUAUCAGUAAAUUUUUGUUUCCCAUUAAUGUUGUUUCUGCUUUAAAAACGGAUGCUGAAGCAUCAAGAGUUCAACUUCUGUAAAUUGGCAUCUGUAUGGAAUUGGUAAUAAGAACAUUGAUUCAAUUUUGCAAA
Molecule: messenger RNA, 2007 nt
Organism: Momordica charantia (bitter melon)
Lineage: Eukaryota; Viridiplantae; Streptophyta; Magnoliopsida; Cucurbitales; Cucurbitaceae
Product: ADP-glucose pyrophosphorylase family protein
Biological process (GO): biosynthetic process
Source: RefSeq, a predicted model, not a curated record